Messenger RNA from Orussus abietinus, 3683 nucleotides. Its product is annotated as leucine-rich repeat and guanylate kinase domain-containing protein. NCBI's taxonomy places the organism in Eukaryota, Metazoa, Arthropoda, Insecta, Hymenoptera, Orussidae. The transcript has 13 exons. Bases 201 to 2945 code for a protein of 914 amino acids. Gene Ontology annotation, molecular function: protein binding. The record is from RefSeq and is a predicted model, not a curated record.
CAAUCUUUACGAACAAGGGACAUGAAGUGAUUUUAAAAGUGCGAGUGUAAAUGCGAAAUUGGAAUCGUUUAAAAAAGAGUGCUGCAGUCACUUGUUUUUAAACGUCAACCUUAAAAGUGUGUAACGGUUGGCCUUAAAAGGACGUUUACAUUUUAGUGGAUCUUAUAUAAAGUCAAAUAUCUAGAAAUUCUUCGGUUAAUAUGUUGCAAAAGAAGUAUCUUUUCUCUUCAGAAUUUGUAAUUGCUGAAAGAAAGAAUACUCAGGUGAAUGAAAAUAUACAGAGAAAACAUGAAAAGUAUACAAUGCCAUUACAUAGAAUAGAUUCAUUGGACAAACUUACACACGAUGAGAUGAGUUGGGGAUCGCAACAGAGUGUUUACGUACCACAUGAAGUAACAUUACAAUGUUCAAGUGAGGGUGACUCUUCUUCUCUAUCCACCAGCUUUACUAGCUCAUCGAUAUCGGAUGAUUGUGAGUGGCCUUUGAAUGUAGGAAAUGAAAAGAGAGAGAAAAUAAUUCAAAAUAAAUGGGGUGGAUACGCACUUGAUAUAGAAUUAUGGGCAGACAGGAACUCACCCGUUGUAAAUAUUCUAAACCGUCGUGAAAUGGAAUUAACUCCAAGUGAAUUUUGUGGUAUUUUGUCAGAUCGCAUGGUUGGUGCAUGUUCAUCGUUUCUGACAAAAUGUCCAGAAAACGAAACACUCAUCUUAAGUAAAUGCGAGCUAAGAAAAAUGAACCUUGUGGAUAUUUCAAUUCUACGCCACCACCGUUACCUUCAAUAUUUAGAUUUGACACAUAAUAAACUCACUGAUUUGAGUCCAUUAGGGGGAAUACCAUAUUUAAUGUACUUAAACGUGUCGCGUAAUAGACUCAAAUCUGUGCUGAAAUUUACUCCUCCUUGGUACUUGACCUAUGUCAACUUAUCAUAUAAUAACAUAACGGAAAUAGAUGAUUUGAGCGAAUUUUGGAGCAUUGUCAGAUUGGAUUUGUCUCACAAUGCAAUAGAACAAAUUACCGGCUUGCAUAAUCUAAAGCAUUUGCGGUAUUUAAAUUUGUCAUACAAUUUGAUCAAGUGCAUCGAAAAUCUGGACAAACUAAAUAUACAGGAGCUUAAUUUAGAAUACAACUGUAUUACAACAUUUAAAUCUGCCGAUCCUAGGUUAUCUUUAAACACAUUAGCAAACCUUCGUACCCUUCUACUAGGUCACAAUAAAUUAUCCACUCUUGAGUUCUUCAAGGAUGCAUAUGCCUUGCGUAUCGUAGAUCUAAAAUACAAUAAAAUAGCGGAUUUAUUAGAGGUUUCCUAUCUGAGUGGUUUGGUAUACGAAGUGGAUUUCAGAGGUAAUCCUUGUACAAAGUGGCCGAAUUAUCGAGACGUUUUGUUGUUUUCUAUGCCAAGUGUUAUGUACGUUGAUGGUGGCGAAGUCUCUGUCACUGAAAAGAUAUCUGCUUCGACAUUAUUCAAGCCAACGUUAGAUCUUUUAGCUGCACGAAGUAUUACUAAAUUAACAUUAUUGGAACAAUUGAAUCCACCAAAUAUUGGUAUGCAUGUUACUCCAUAUGAUCAAACUUGUCCACCUGUAGUCGUCCUGAGUGGACCAUCCGCCGUGAAGAAGAUAUCAUUGGCGCUGAAAAUAGCAGACACCUUAUCCAAUAGAGUUAAAUAUUGUCCGAGUCAUACAACGAGAGACCUUAUAUCAUUUGACGAAGACCCAAGAUCAUAUCAUUUUAUAGGCAGAGAAGAAUUCAAUGAAAUGGCCAGGCGUGGAGAAUUCUGUUCCAUUCAAGAAUAUUUAGGGGACAGUUAUGGAUUUCAUAUAAGUGAAUUGGCAGCAUUAGCAGCGGAACAAAAAAUUGGCAUCGCUCAGAUGGAUUUAAGUGGUUCGUUGCAAUUACAGAGCCAAUACGCAAAUGUCAAAAUUGUACUGGUCCUGACAAAGGAUCGAGAAUUACAUAAGCAACGGUUAAUGGAAAAAUUUCAAAUAUUUACUUGGGUAAAGGACAGCAUUGAGAAUUUGUUAGCAGUGAAAAUAGGCAGGCGAGAUGCCAACAGAGAAAGCACAGAAUCUACAUCUAGUAAACUCGAUUACAUUUCAGAAAUUCUUAAUGAUGUAAUCGACGACCUAGAUUUACCCUUAUAUAGUACAAACAUUAGACCUCAGGGAACUGGAGCCACAACGACGGAUAUAAUAUUUCAAAGCCAAACCAUGUUACCAAAAGUGCUGAAGAUUAGAAGCCAGCUAGAAAUAGAAGAAAGGAAACAUAUUUCGUUUAAAAUGGAUGGAGAUGUAGAGAACACGAGUACCUGUUCCAACGAGAUGGCGGAACCUCCAUCACCUAAAUAUUUGGGAUUAAAAGUUAUUUUGGAUGAGAAAUCGAAUAUUAUCAUUGAUGAUGCAGAGACAAAGCGUAAGAAACACAGGGCAAGGGUCCUUUUUCGUCAUAAUGCAUUUGAAAUUAUCGAUGACCUUCCAGCACCCGACGAAGAAUUUGGAGAAUCAUUGUCCAGUGAAGAAUCUAUGGCAGAUUUGCUCCGCCGGAAACUUGCAAAACCAGAGGAUCUAAAAAAUAUGUACGUCGAAACUGUUCUAGCUUCGAGAAAUUUAUAUGAACGCUAUCACAAGAAUAAUCCAGGAUUUUAUUCUCUCGUGUUACUAACUGACGAUUUUAACAGUGCUUUUAAUACAUUCGUCGAUUUCCUUUAUGAAUUGUACGUAACUCACUCUUUCCGGAGGCCUGUAUGUCAUCCUGAACAUGAAAACUUAUCGGAGAUAUUAAUUCCGACCAAAGUGAUACCCAUAAUGCAAGAAUUAAAAGAAAGUUUGUCUACUUCGAAAAGUCAAAAAAAAGGAUUAAUUACGACACACGGUAUGUCAUCAUGGAAUCAGCCAACUCCUAAUCAACUAACGCAAGGGACUAGGAAAUUAUUUACUGACACCGAAUGAAACCUGAUUGGAAAAUCUGACAGUAGUACAAUGCUUGCCAAGUAAUUGAUUAGUUAUGUAUAAAUAACAUUACAACACCUUCGGGUCAAAAACCAUCAGACAAGUUUUGUGUAACUUUGUCUCGUUUAAACUUUUCGACUGGGACCAAUAAAGUAAAUUGAUAGGUAUUAAAUGUUUAUUGGAGCACAUAAGAUUAUGCAUUAUAUAAAGUGAUUUAGAUUGGUUUAGGAUAUUGAAUAUAAAACGUUAUUAAAAAUAUAACAUGUGCUUGAAUGUAGUAUGUAGCGUAACACCACUGUGAAUCAGUCUGACUUUUAUAAACAUUACUUGUACGUAUACAUUGUAAUCUUCUUACGAACUAGAUUUCCAUAAAUAGAAAUUUUACGAACGAAACAUCGCACACAAAAAAAAAAGUAUAUGGAUUUCUGAGGAACUUUCGUGUUUACUUGUUAACGUAUGACGUCGAUAAUUGUACAAAAAGCUCAAGUUACUUUGAUACAAAUAAUACGAUAUGUUCUAAGCCUUUCAAAUGGACAUGAAAAUGUAUGCGCAUUAUUUGUGCGUUAUUAUAUUAAUAUACAUUUUAACAUUAUAGUUUUGCAUCAUGAUAGCAUGACUGUUUUUGCAGUACUAUAAAAGUAAUAUUAAUAUGUAAAAAUAAUCGCACGUUAUCAUAUCUCUUAGCUUAUUUUCAUACGGUGUUCAUAUUAAUCUAUAUACAUAUUAUCAUCUUAUUCA